AUGGAACGGCCAUCAAAUCUUUUACCGGGACCAGAAAAUUUUUUUGGUCCCGAUGCCCAUCUCUAUAAAACUAUGAGUAUUAAAAAUUUAUUAUUAUUAAUAAAUUCUACAAAUUAUCCUCCAUCAACUUCAUCAAUUUCCUAUCGUAUUCUUUCAAGUUUAUUUAAUAAAACAACGUCAGUUAUUCAUGGUGAUAUAUCGUACUAUGCGGAUAGUUUUCCAUUACCCUAUGAUGAUAUUAUUGAUGAUGAUAAAUCAAUUUAUAUUGAUGAUCAACAACAAUCAUUAAUAUCAUCAAAUUUUACAAAUAUUUAUUAUCCAAAUGAUGAUAUUUUAAUAAUAAAUAAUACAAAUUUAUCUUCAUUAUAUGAUAAUUAUAUCGAUUCAUCAUUAACAUCAUCAAUUUCAUUUGGACCAUUUAUUUAUAUAUUUAUUAUAUUAUCUAUUUAUAUAUUAUUAACUAUUUUAUUAUUAGCAUUUUCAAUUUAUAAACAAAGACAAAAUGAUGAAUACUAUUUUGAUACAAUAGAAAAAGAGAAUAAUUGUCUACAUUUAAAAUGUUCAUUAAUUAAAAAUAUUUCUAAAGGUGAUAUGGAACCAUUGUUAAAUGAUUAUUCAAUAAUAACUCAUGAUAAUAAUGAUACAACAAUUGAUUUAACAUCACGUUUUCCAUUAAGAAUUGUUUAA
Molecule: messenger RNA, 687 nt
Organism: Didymodactylos carnosus
Lineage: Eukaryota; Metazoa; Rotifera; Eurotatoria; Philodinida; Philodinidae
Source: the annotation of a GenBank genome assembly